AUGUCGCUACCAUCUAGCUACACUGCUCUGCUCAAUGAUCUCAAUCGUGAUGUAGCUCGCGCGCGUCCGGCUGAUGCUCUCCAAUUUUGCGCAAACUGGUUCAAUUCCAAGCUCGAGGAACAGCGUCGAGCGCAUCUCGCUUCGAACACCAACUUUGCUACCACCAACGCAUCUACGCCCUUCUCUCACAACUCGGUAGGCCCUAGCGACAUUGUGGAUUUCGGAGGCGCUGCGCCUGGUCUCGCCUCGCCCACGCAGCGUGCUUCGCUGUUCCAUUCGGACCCAUUCGCUCCCGGCGCUGGUGGUGGUGCGCUACCGGUGGCAUCACUCGCCGUACCCAUGGACGCAUCGCAGUCGCCUGAUUCGACUCCCGCUCCAGCCACUCCAGCCGCACCAGCCGCACCAGCCGCACCAGCCGCACCGUUUUCUAGCCUGGGUGGCUCGGGCUCGACAAGCAUCUCGAAUGCGGCUUUCAUUCCACCCACCUUUAACCUCGGUCGGCGUACCUCGGUCUCGGCAGAGAGCAUGGCGCCCUCAGCGGCGAAUGCCGAGUCGGAUGGCUCGCCGCUGCCCAAGACGGUGAUUCCCAAGUCGGAAGAGCAGAUGCAGAGGAUCCGUGGCUCGAUCGGCAACAACCUGCUCUUCCGCAACCUCGAGCAGGAUCAGUACCGCGAUGUGUUGCUCGCCAUGAAGGAAGUCAAGGUAGAUGCCAACGUCACUGUGAUCGAACAAGGCGCUCAGGGAGAUUAUUUUUACGUGGUGGAGUUUGGUACGCUGGAUGUGUAUGUACGCUCGCCGGACGCCGUGUCAGAAGGAGCGCCGUCAGCGUCAGCGUUGCUUGGCGACAAAAAGGUGUCGUAUGGGCCCGGUUCGUCAUUUGGUGAACUGGCGCUGCUGUACGCUCAACCGCGAGCUGCUACGGUGCUCUCGACAUCGGCAUGCACGUUGUGGGCGCUAGACCGGAUCACGUUUAGGAGCAUCCUGAUGGAGACCAACUCGCGUCGAAGGGCGCUGUACGAAAAGUUUCUCAUGGACGUUCCGCUGUUUGAACGACUUUCGGCGGCGGAACGUGCCAAGAUCUCGGACAGCCUGGAGCUGCGUGAGUACUCGCGUGGCGAGGCGGUCAUCUCGCAGGGUGAGCGCGGUAGCGAGUUUUUCAUUAUUGUGGAAGGCGAUGCCGAGGUACGCAAGACCAAGCAAGGCGGCGAGGAGGUGGUGGGCAAGCUCUCGCGCGGCGACUACUUUGGCGAGCUGGCACUGUUGAACAAUGCGCCUCGCGCGGCUACUGUGGCUGCAGCGGGCGCCACCGACGACGCAAGGCUGAGGGUGGUGACGAUGAGCGAAAGGGCAUUUACGAGGUUGUUGGGACCGCUGGCGGGGAUUCUCGAGAGGCAUGCCAAGGAGACGUAUGGCGACGAGUAUUCGGCGGUACAUGCGAAUGCGAAUGCGGACGCAGCGACGAGCGUCAACAGCGCCGCAUUGGCGCGCUCAGGUGCGGACACGAGUUUCCCGCAUCCCAUGGAUUCCAGCGCGAAACCGGGCGAGGGCGCAUGGAGCGCGCCGAAUCCGUUUGCUUGA
This is a messenger RNA of Mycosarcoma maydis (corn smut), 1578 nucleotides long. RefSeq names its product cAMP-dependent protein kinase type II regulatory chain. The record is from RefSeq and is a predicted model, not a curated record. Gene Ontology annotation, molecular function: cAMP-dependent protein kinase regulator activity. The coding region runs from base 1 to 1578 and encodes 525 amino acids. Gene Ontology annotation, cellular component: nucleus; cAMP-dependent protein kinase complex. Gene Ontology annotation, biological process: regulation of protein phosphorylation. The transcript has a single exon. Lineage: Eukaryota; Fungi; Basidiomycota; Ustilaginomycetes; Ustilaginales.